Messenger RNA from Calypte anna (Anna's hummingbird), 3236 nucleotides. RefSeq names its product cochlin (gene COCH). NCBI's taxonomy places the organism in Eukaryota, Metazoa, Chordata, Aves, Apodiformes, Trochilidae. The transcript has 11 exons. The record is from RefSeq and is a predicted model, not a curated record. The coding region runs from base 167 to 1807 and encodes 546 amino acids.
CGCAGAGGUUUAAAGCGGCGCGGCGGUGGCCGCGGGUGUUCAGCCCCGCGGAGGUGUGAGGGCAGCUUGCGGCGGGCCCGUUCGGCCCCGGCUGGUACUCGCUCUGCGCUGUUCUCCGCAGCUUCUUGUCUGUAUUCUCUCCCCGUCUCUGCUUUGGGCUGCCGCUAUGUGGUUCGCCCCCUUUCUUCUCGGCGUCUUCCUGCUCUCCAGCCCGGUCCUCGGGAGCGACGGCUCGGCUUCCACUGCUAUCACAUGCUUUACAAGAGGACUUGACCUCAGAAAGGAGACAGAAGAUGUCCUUUGUCCAGCAAACUGUCCUCUAUGGCAAUUUUAUGUCUUUGGGGAUGGAAUUUAUGCCUCUCUUUCCAGUAUCUGUGGAGCUGCCAUACACAGGGGGGUGAUCACCAAUGCAGGAGGAGCUGUAAGGGUGCAGACUCUCCCAGGACAGGAAAACUACCCUGCUGUAAAUGCCAAUGGGAUCCAGUCUCAAGUGCUCUCUAGAUGGGCUUCAUCUUUCUCAGUGACUCGCUCCAAGAACACAGCUCUCGAAGCUGUUGGACGGUCGGUGUCAACAGCGCGGCCUUCGACAGGUAAAAGACCUAAGAAGCCACUUGAUAAAAAGGCUGGGAACAAAGACUGUAAAGCUGAUAUUGCAUUUCUCAUUGAUGGAAGUUACAACAUUGGCCAACGUAGAUUCAAUUUGCAGAAAAACUUUGUUGGAAAAGUGGCUGUGAUGUUGGGAAUUGGAACAGAAGGGCCUCAUGUUGGAGUUGUACAAGCCAGUGAACAUCCAAAAAUUGAAUUCUAUCUGAAAAACUUCACUGCUACAAAAGAUGUUUUGUUUGCCAUAAAGGAACUGGGGUUCAGAGGAGGCAAUUCUAAUACAGGGAAAGCUUUGAAGCACACAGCUCAGAAAUUCUUCUCCUUGGAAAAUGGAGCACGCAAAGGAAUUCCCAAAAUCAUUGUAGUGUUCCUAGAUGGCUGGCCCUCAGAUGAUAUAGAAGAAGCUGGCAUAGUGGCCAGAGAAUUUGGAGUCAAUGUGUUCAUUGUAUCUGUGGCAAAACCCACAACAGAGGAGCUGGGAAUGGUACAAGACAUUGGUUUUGUUGACAAAGCAGUUUGUCGAAACAAUGGAUUUUUCUCUUACCAAAUGCCCAGCUGGUUUGGUACUACCAAAUACGUGAAACCUCUUGUGCAAAAGUUGUGUUCACACGAGCAGAUGUUGUGUAGCAAGACGUGCUACAACUCUGUCAACAUCGGCUUCUUGAUAGAUGGUUCCAGCAGCGUUGGGGAAAGCAACUUUCGCCUCAUGCUUGAAUUCAUCAGCAAUGUUGCAAAGGCCUUUGAGAUCUCUGACAUUGGUUCCAAGAUUGCAGCCGUGCAGUUCACGUAUGAUCAGCGCACUGAGUUUGGCUUCACAGACUACACCACAAAAGAAAAGGUCCUGUCAGCCAUCCGGAACAUUCGCUACAUGAGUGGUGGCACUGCUACUGGCGAUGCCAUUUCUUUCACAGUCAGAAAUGUGUUUGGGCCAAUGAAAGAUGGAGCUAACAAAAAUUUCCUUGUUGUUUUGACUGAUGGCCAGUCUUACGAUGAUGUCAGAGGACCUUCUGCUGCUGCACAAAAAGCAGGAAUAACAGUCUUCUCUGUCGGUAUUGCCUGGGCACCUCUGGAUGAUCUGAAAGACAUGGCUUCUGAACCAAGGGAAUCUCAUACUUUCUUCACUAGGGAGUUCACAGGAUUGGAGCAGAUGGUUCCUGAUGUUAUCAGAGGCAUCUGUAAAGAUUUUUUGGAUUCUAAACAAUAAAUUAAAAGUCUGCUGUUGGGUAUUACUAAUUUGAAACUGAAAGUCAUGAAAGUGAAGUGAUCUCUUGAAAGUAUGGAUGUUUUGUAUAUACUAUCAUAAUGCAAGGGAAGAAGGGGGAGCUACUUUUUGUUUCUGUAGUCAGUCAAGAAUUCUUGUGAGCUUGUUAGAAAUUGCACUCAAAUGCAGAACUUGGCCAACAGCUAUAAUUUUCAACACAUAUAUAGUAUCCUUAAGUUUAAAGCUAUGCAUAUUGUGCACUUAAGGCUAUCAGAUAUCAGGAAAAGAAACAGUACAGCUCUCUCACUUGCUAGAUGUCUUAUGAUUUAAUAUUAUAAUUUUAAAUACACUGUACUUAUCUCCUAUAGGCCUUCUGUAGCUUAUGAUUCUGUAUCUUUUCAAGAAGUUGCAAUGGGACGAAGUACUUGCAGUGCUUCAGUUGUGCAACAUCCACUAUUGACAGGCAGUUUAAAAAAAGGUAUCACAGACUGUGGCUGAACAGAAUCUUUAGUAGUUUAGGUUUUGCUGUUGUGAAUUAUACGGAAAUUUGUGAAUGAUACUAAGCACUGGCAAAGUUUACACCAGAAGACAUUGAACCCACAGAUUUCUAUUAAUCUAUGUUAUUUGGAGUUUUAGGCAAAGAUUUUGAAAGGUAUUUAAGGCACAGCAGUUCUUUUUCAGAAUCUGGAUCCUAAUAUAAUUAGCUGAUACUGCUGCUUCCCACACCACUGAAGUCAAAAGUGAUAUUCCUAAUAUAUCUGAUAACCAGAUUUUUUUUUCCUUUCUACUGUUUUGAUUUUACAAAGUUGUUACUGGCUAAAAAGUUAAAGACUGGAAACUUGGGCAAAGAGAUUGGACCACACACUGAGAACUGAAAAUGUUAAAAUUCAAAAGUACCUCAGACCUUGAAACAUAAAUUUAUAUCAGAUUACGUGGUUAGAGAAGAAGAAAGUAUGCAGACACUUAUGUGGGUUUCAGUAGCUCACAGAAUAACAGCUUUUUAAUGCUAGUAAAAGCACCUUAAAAAUGUGAGGGUCGUGGAAGACAAAAGAAUAGUUUUCUUGAGAAAUAGGCUUUGAUUUGGUUACACACCUAGUAAUAUGUUGAUAUUCUUAUACCUACAUGCAUGUGGUUAAAAGGCAAUAUUUCACUGAAUUAUUCCAGAAUCAUGGAGUACUCUUCAUUUUUUUGCUAAUAAAAUAUAUAGUAGAAAAAACUCUCAGCACUUUCCCCAUCAGUCUAUGUCGUCCCCUUUUUCAUACUGCUAUUGAUUGUAAUUCAUAAUCGUUUUGGAGUGGCACAGAAGGGAUUGUAUUCACCAGGCUUUUGUUGUGCAUUUUUAAAAAAUAACUUAUGACUGGCUAUAUAUUACACUAAACAUGGAUGGCAGAGAUGCCUUGUAUUUUUCUAUUAAAUUCAUAUGCAAUAUCAA